CCACGGUGGAGGAGCCGAGGAGAAAGAAGGGGAGCUGGGCCUGGUCGAAUCCGGGGGUCCUUCCGUGCCAGGCCGAGCAACCCCCCACGCCGGCGAGCCAUCACGGUGAGGCAAUCCACCAAAGCACCAAGGCGCCAAGCAGGCAAGCAACCCACACAAAAGACCUUGUCCGUGGCGCCCACGGUUUUAGACUCUCGGUUCCUUCCCCCCACGCCCGAAGCAACCGCUCCCUCCUCACCAAACCGCCCCCCGACCCCCAAAACCGCUCUGAGCCGAUGGAGGCGGAUGCGGCGGCGGACGAGAGGGGGAAGAAGGGCGCGCCCGGCGGCGGCGGCGGCGUAGGGCUGGAGUGGGAGCUGGAGCGGCAGUACGGCUUCGAGCGGGAGAUGAUGCUGAUGGCCGCCGCGGCGCCGGGCGCCGGUCCGCCGCCGCAGCAGCGGCAGCGGCAGCGGCCCUUCACCGCCGAUCUGCUCCAGAACUGCGACCUCCCUCCUCCCGCCAAGCUCUUCGGCCCCGUCCCGACCCUGCAGAGGUUGGAGAGCGCGGCGGGGGCGGACCAGAAGAGCGGCGGCGGCGUGGGGAGCAACGACAGCCUGUUGCGCGCGCUGCGCCUGUCGCAGUCGCGCGCGCGGGAGGCGGAGGAGAAGCUGGCGGCCGCGGGGGCCAGCAACGGGGAGCUCGCGGCGCUGCUGGUGCGGGACUCGGUGGCGCUGUCCGCGCACCGCCGGUGGGUCAUGAUGCUGGAGGCCGAGAACUCCCUGCUCAGAGGCGGCGGCGGGCGCGGCGCGGACCCGGGCCCGGACGACGACGGCGACGGCAACGCGUGGCGCAGCGGCGGCGGCGGCGGGGUGGCCGCGUGGUGGGUCGCGCUCGCGGUCUGCGUCGGCAUCGCCGGUGUCGGGCUCGCGCUCGGCAGGCUCCUCUGCUGAAGCCCCCCGGAUUUUGUAAGCGGGAACUGCGGAUCGGAAGAUCAAGUCCACCACCUCAUCCCGGGUUAGAACAGUUCAUCGGCAAUGCCAAUGAUAAGGUCACGCAAGUUCUUCGGAAAAUAUCACAGCUCGGUAAGAAAUUGUGAUGGAUGAUUAAGCAUUCUCUUCCCCUGCUGUAAAUCGGGGAGGAAAGUAUGAAACGAGCCUAGUGUAAAUACUAAAAAGGAUUGGACUAGAAGCUGUCGUGUCCAUCACUGCACACGCUUUCGUGAAAAAGGGGAAAGGAGAACAAUCUCAUGGUCGGAAUGGGGCCUUUCAGGU
This is a messenger RNA of Panicum virgatum (switchgrass), 1250 nucleotides long. RefSeq lists its product as uncharacterized. The coding region runs from base 276 to 929 and encodes 217 amino acids. The record is from RefSeq and is a predicted model, not a curated record. Lineage: Eukaryota; Viridiplantae; Streptophyta; Magnoliopsida; Poales; Poaceae. The transcript has 2 exons.